Molecule: messenger RNA, 1497 nt
Organism: Arabidopsis arenosa
Lineage: Eukaryota; Viridiplantae; Streptophyta; Magnoliopsida; Brassicales; Brassicaceae
Source: the annotation of a GenBank genome assembly
GAAACAAUCACUAUUCAUUCUCUUUCCUUAAGUGUCAACUCUUAAAAAAAAGCUACUUUGAAGAAGAAAAAUGUCUAAGAAGAAGAAAGGCAACAACUUUAAGCUUCUCUGUUUCUUCCUGUUUUUGACUGGUUUGAUUCAGACAGAUGCUUCUUUUGGAGUAGGAGGCGGCGUUGGAGUUGGAAUCGGCGGUGGUGGCGGUGGCGGUGGUGUUUGGAUUGGCGGCGGAUACAACAACGGCGGUAACCGUAAUACUGUUCCAGGAUCAGCUCCAAACAGAGUAGCUUACAAUGCUCUUCAAGCUUGGAGAUCAGCUAUUACAGAGGAUCCAUCUAAUGUUCUUAAAACAUGGGUUGGAUCAGAUGUUUGUUCUUACAAAGGUGUGUUCUGUUCUGGUCAAUCUAUAACCUCCAUAGAUCUUAACCAUGCAAAUCUCAAAGGCACACUUGUCAAAGACCUAGCUUUACUCUCAGACCUCAAUAUUCUCCAUCUGAACAGUAACAGAUUCUCAGGGCAAAUCCCAGAUUCUUUCAAAUCUUUAGCUUCUCUUCAAGAACUUGAUCUAAGCAACAAUAAACUCUCAGGUCCUUUCCCUUUAGUCACACUCUACAUACCAAACCUGGUUUAUCUCGAUCUCCGGUUUAAUAGUUUCUCCGGUUUCAUCCCUGAAGAGCUUUUCAACAAACGGUUAGACGCGAUUCUCCUCAAUAACAACCAAUUCGUCGGAGAAAUCCCAAGAAAUCUCGGAAAUUCUCCGGCUUCGGUGAUUAAUCUCGCAAAUAACAGAUUUUCCGGCGAAAUUCCGACGAGUUUUGGCCUCACGGGUUCAAGAGUGAAGGAAGUUUUGCUUUUGAAUAACCAGUUAACCGGUUGUAUACCGGAAUCUGUUGGUAUGUUCUCUGAAAUUGAAGUCUUUGACGUUAGCUACAAUGCCCUAAUGGGUCAUGUUCCAGAUACGAUCUCUUGCUUGUCGGCGAUUGAAAUUUUGAAUCUUGCUCACAACAAAUUCUCCGGGGAGGUUCCUGAUUUGGUUUGUUCGUUGAGGAAUUUGAUUAAUCUCACUGUUGCUUUCAAUUUCUUCUCUGGGUUUAGCUCUGAAUGUUCUUCCAGGAUUAGUUUCGGGUUCGAUUUCGUCGGAAAUUGUAUUCCCGGGAGGAAUAUGCAGCGGCCGCAGCCGGAUUGUUCGGGUUACUCCGGCGGAGCAAUGAGCUGUUUUAGGAUUCCGACGCAGCCUUUGGCUUGUGCUGCGAUAAGUGUGGGACUGAGAGAGGGUAACAAUCAGUACUACACUUCAUCUCCAUGAAAGUUUUUUAAAGUUAGAAGCUUUUUUAUUAACGGUUUAUGCUUAAAGAUGUAUCCUUUUUGUGACUUAAUUAGUUUAUAAGUAACCAAAUUAAAUGUUAAGUCAUCUUCUGUGUAAUCGAAUCGUGCUAAUGUUUAUUUGUAAUCAGAAGAAUUUUGUAAAAUCUAACAUAAGAAUAAGGUGCCAUGAAAUGU